AGAGCAGCGUGCGCAAAAGUACGCGUUGCUGUGUGAAAUUGUAUAAAUAUAAAUAAAAGUAAAUGUUUAUACAUUAAAAAUAGUUAAAAAAGUGCGAAAGAGCCAAUACUAAAUAAAGUUGAUAUGGAUUCCGAUUUGUACGAUGAGUUUGGCAAUUAUAUAGGCCCCGACUUGGACAGCGAUGAAGAUGAUGACCAAAGCAUUUACGGCCAAGCCGAUGUGCAGGAUGACCAGGAUGAUGACGCCAUGGAUGAGGACGAGGCGGAACCUCAGGACGACGAAGACAAAGAAGUUACGGCUGUGGUGCUGCAUGAAGAUAAACGAUACUAUCCCUCGGCAGUUGAAGUGUAUGGGCCUGAUGUUGAGACUAUUGUGCAAGAGGAGGAUGCGCAACCAUUGGAUAAGCCGCUUAUUGAGCCGGUGAAGAAGCUGAAAUUCCAGUUGAAGGAACAGGAUUUGCCGGAAACCACCUACGACAUGGAAUUUAUGGCUGACCUCAUGGACACACCGCCAUUGAUUCGCAAUGUGGCACUCAUUGGACAUCUGCAUCAUGGUAAAACUACAUUCGUGGACUGCUUGAUAAGGCAAACGCACCCACAGUUUGAGAACAUGGAGGAGCGUUCCCUGCGCUAUACAGACACGCUUUUCACGGAGCAGGAGCGAGGCUGUAGCAUUAAAGCUACACCGGUAACGCUUGUCUUGCAAGAUGUCAAGCAGAAGAGCUAUUUGCUUAAUAUUUUCGAUACUCCUGGCCAUGUGAACUUCUCGGAUGAAGCAACCGCGGCCAUGCGCAUGAGUGAUGGUGUUGUGGUGUUCAUAGAUGCGGCCGAAGGUGUUAUGUUAAAUACAGAACGGCUGCUGAAGCAUGCAGUGCAGGAGCGUCUGGCAAUUACUGUCUGCAUUAAUAAGAUUGAUCGUCUCAUAUUGGAGCUAAAAUUACCGCCUCAAGAUGCAUACUUUAAGCUGAAACAUAUUGUGGAAGAAGUCAAUGGACUGUUAAGCACCUAUGGUAGUGCUGAGGACAAUCUAACUAUAUCACCAAUAUUAGGAAACGUUUGCUUUGCCAGUUCACUGUACGGCUUUUGUUUCACGCUGAAGUCGUUCGCAAAACUCUAUGCGGAUACAUAUGAGGGUGUGAAUUAUUUGGAGUUUUCGCGACGACUCUGGGGCGAUAUGUAUUUUCACAGUAAAUCGCGGAAAUUUACCAAAAAGCCGCCACACAGCUCGGCACAGCGCAGCUUUGUGGAGUUUAUACUAGAACCAAUGUAUAAGCUAAUUGCGCAGGUCGUUGGCGAUGUUGACACCACAUUGUCCGAUACCUUGGCCGAACUGAAUGUGCGCGUCUCCAAAGAAGAGAUGAAAUCGAAUAUACGCCCUUUGUUGCGCUUGGUUUGCAAUCGUUUCAUGGGGGAUUGCAGCGGAUUUGUGGACAUGUGUGUUGAGCACAUUAAAUCGCCACUGGAGAAUGCCAAACGCAAGGUGGAUCACAUAUACACAGGUCCGAAAGAAGGCGACAUUUAUCGUGACAUGAAGACCUGUAAUCAAUAUGGCACCCUCAUGGUGCACAGCUCCAAGAUGUAUCCCAACGAUGAUUGCACUUUUUUCCAAGUGCUGGCACGUAUUAUUUCGGGUACCUUGCAUGCAGGACAAGAAGUUCGCGUACUGGGUGAGAACUAUACACUGCAGGACGAGGAGGACUCGCGCAUUUUACAAGUGGGUCGCUUGUGGGUCUACGAGGCACGCUAUAAAGUUGAGCUCAACCGUGUGCCCUCAGGCAACUGGGUGCUCAUCGAGGGAAUUGAUCAGUGUAUUGUUAAAACAUCUACAAUUGUGGAUAUCAAUGUGCCAGAGGACCUCUAUAUUUUCCGGCCACUCAAAUUCAACACCCAAAGCAUCAUUAAAAUUGCUGUCGAGCCGGUAAAUCCAUCGGAGUUGCCGAAAAUGUUGGAUGGCUUGCGUAAAGUAAACAAAUCAUAUCCAUUACUUUCGACACGCGUCGAGGAGUCCGGCGAGCAUGUCAUCUUAGGCACUGGUGAACUGUACUUGGACUGUGUGAUGCAUGACCUGCGCAAAAUGUACUCGGAAAUUGAUAUAAAAGUUGCCGAUCCUGUUGUCGCCUUCUGCGAAACUGUCGUGGAGACAAGUUCCCUCAAAUGUUUCGCUGAGACACCAAACAAAAAGAAUAAGAUUACAAUGAUAUCCGAGCCGCUGGAGAAAGGUUUGGCCGAGGAUAUAGAAAAUGAAACAGUGUGCAUCAAUUGGAAUAAGCGACGCAUUGGAGAAUUCUUUCAAGUCAACUACGAUUGGGAUUUGCUGGCAGCGCGUUCCAUUUGGGCCUUCGGACCAGACUCAACGGGUCCCAAUAUAUUGGUAGACGAUACGCUGCCCUCGGAGGUGGACAAAAAUCUGCUGACCGCUGUAAAAGAUUCCAUAGUGCAGGGAUUUCAGUGGGGCACACGAGAGGGACCGCUAUGCGAGGAGCCCAUAAGGAACGUCAAGUUCAAAAUUCUCGAUGCUGUCAUUGCCAAUGAAGCGCUGCAUCGUGGUGGCGGCCAAAUCAUACCUACGGCUCGUCGUGUGGCGUACUCCGCAUUCUUGAUGGCCACGCCACGUCUUAUGGAGCCCUACUUGUUUGUUGAGGUGCAGGCGCCAGCAGAUUGUGUGUCGGCUGUCUAUACGGUAUUGGCGAGACGCAGAGGUCACGUUACUCAGGAUGCGCCAGUUUCGGGCUCUCCCAUCUACACUAUCAAGGCUUUUAUACCCGCUAUUGACUCUUUUGGCUUUGAGACAGAUCUGCGCACGCACACACAGGGUCAAGCCUUCUGUUUGUCUGUGUUCCAUCAUUGGCAGAUAGUGCCCGGAGAUCCGCUGGAUAAGAGCAUUAUUAUACGCCCCUUGGAGCCGCAGCAGGCCUCUCAUUUGGCUCGCGAGUUUAUGAUAAAGACGCGACGACGCAAAGGUCUGUCGGAGGAUGUGUCCAUUAAUAAGUUCUUUGACGAUCCUAUGUUGCUGGAGCUGGCACGCCAGGAUGUGCUACUUAACUAUCCUCUGUAGACAAUUAAGAACAAAUGAAUUCCAUAAUAAAAGAGCUGACCAACAUGGGAAAUUC
Messenger RNA from Scaptodrosophila lebanonensis, 3109 nucleotides. Its product is annotated as 116 kDa U5 small nuclear ribonucleoprotein component. Lineage: Eukaryota; Metazoa; Arthropoda; Insecta; Diptera; Drosophilidae. Gene Ontology annotation, biological process: mRNA splicing, via spliceosome. Gene Ontology annotation, molecular function: GTPase activity; U5 snRNA binding; GTP binding. The transcript has 7 exons. Bases 124 to 3054 code for a protein of 976 amino acids. Gene Ontology annotation, cellular component: U4/U6 x U5 tri-snRNP complex; U2-type catalytic step 2 spliceosome; cytosol. The record is from RefSeq and is a predicted model, not a curated record.